UGCCUAAAUUUUGAUUUUGGUACGAAAAGCUUUCUUUUACAAUUUUGAAAAAACCUCUUUGAAACUUCGUUGCCUCUCAAUUCUCUCUCCGUUUUUUCUAUUUCAAGCUUCAGCUUUCUCUGAAAGCCUCUUUUCAUCACUCGGUGGGUUCUUCAGCGAAGAGCUAGGGUUUCUUUGCCUUUUGGUUUUCUUGGAUGAAUUAGAUGAGGGGGAAAGGAGUAUUAAGAGAACAUUCUCACAGGAGAAGUUCUUCGAAGAAGAAAACACUGAAUGCUGGAAAGGUCAAAGGGAGACCUGAGAAUGUUGAGUUCAUUGUUCUUGAUGAUGAUAGUGAUAUUACAGUCAACCCCGUUGAGUCUUCAAAACAGCAAUUUGAAAGUUACAAUGUGCCGAGAGAAGAUAAGAAAUUGUCGUUUGAAGGCGUCAUAACAAUAGAUGAUGACGAGGAUACUGAUGUGGAUCUUGGAAUCUGUGUUGAUGGCGAUGGGGACUUGGUUAGUGACGCUAGCUCAAGCAAAAGUGAAUGUCCUGCAUUUAGAACUGUGCGGAAUUCUAUGAACUCAGAUAUUGAUGAAUGUCGGAUUAUCUGGGAAAAGGCCUCUGCAUUUCAGUUCUCAAAGUGCAAGCAAACCUACUGCACCAAAGCUCCUGGAAGAAAUUGUUAUGGUUUGGAUCCUGCCUCUGAUAAUGGCUCAACUGACAGUGAUUGUUCUGAUUGUGAGCUAGUGGAAGAUUCUUUUAUACUCCGUCAACAGUGGCAAAGAGCUUCACUUAGGAGAAAACAUGACCUAAAUCAUCAUUCUGGUGCAGAGGAUCAGACUAGUGCUUCUGGGUCUAAUGGUGACGUUCAUGCAAAUGCUGACGAAGAAAAUGGUAGAGAAGAGCAAGUCCCUGUUUGUUCUAGUUCAAGCAAUGCAGCUUAUCAGAAAGAAAAUGUUUCGGAGUUCUUUGCAAGUGAUGGUGGCUAUGCAGAGACUACUUCUUUCAAACCCGCAUCAGAUGGUUCAUUUAUGGAUUAUCAUAAAGGUGAGCGAGAAAGUUUUCCUUCUUGGAAACCUGUGUCAGUCCAGGAAACAGAAUCCUUUCAUGGAAAUGCAGAUUUUCAUCCUGAAGGAUGCACAGUUGCAGGAGAUCCUCGUUGUGGUUGUAAUUGUCAAAGUAACAAAAAUGUUUUUGCUGGCAUCUCCGGUUAUGGGAAUGAAGCAGAACCAAGUCCCCAAGAAUCAUUUCAGCCUCGAGGAGGUUUUGUUGCCGAAGAUCCUAAUUGUUUCUACAAUGGUAAAACUUACAAAAAUGUCCGUGAUGAUAUUCCUGGUUUUUGUAAUGUAAAAGAACCUUGUGCCCAAGGGUCUCCCGUUAUGUGGUUUGAACAAGAAGCGGGUGGGAAACAAUAUAUGCAUCCCAAAAUUACUUCAAAGGGAAAAGAGAAAAUAGACCCUGGACAAUCUUUUGUGUCAAACUCUAGACUGUUUGAUGAGGUACCGGUUGAUAAUGGUGUUUCUCUUCCAGAUGACAAAUUCGGAGAUGGUCCCGAAGAAUUUAUAUUUUGCCGCACCUCAGUUGAGGGCAACUUGGAAGGCUGCAGUGGAAAAGCUUCCUAUCAAGAUAGAGCGAGUGCAGAUUCUAAUGAGGCCUCUUUACGCAAGACUGCAAGUAAUCAAACAAAUUUUGACUGCGCUGAUUCUUCUAUUUUGGAAGCAAAGGAACCAAAUGACAAAAGUGGAUUGUUAGAUCCUCAAGCUGGUAAUGGUACGCUAUCUGUCGAAGGCAACCUAAUCAAUGAACGGGAAAAACUUAAGGACACUGAUGAAUACAAGAGAGCAAUAGACGAAGAAUGGGCAGCCAGGCAGCGAGAAUUGCAAAUUCAGUCAGAAGAAGCACAAAGGUUGCGUAAGAGAAGAAAAGCCGAAACCAUGCGCUUAUGUGACAUUGAAAGAAGGCAAAAGCAACGUAUUGAAGAAGUCAGAGAGACUCAAAAAAAGGAUGAAGAAAAUAUAAAUCUGAAGGAAAAGCUACGUGGUGAAAUAAGGCAGGAGAUUAGCAGAUUGGAAAUAACGUGCAUAGAUAUGGCUUCAUUGCUGCGUGGUUUGGGAAUCCAAGUUGCGGGUGGUUUCUGUCCUAUGUCUCAUGAUGUCCAUGCAGCUUAUAAACGAGCGCUGCUAAAAUUUCAUCCAGACCGGGCGUCAAAAACUGACAUCCGCCAACAGGUUGAAGCCGAGGAAAAAUUUAAGCUCAUUUCUCGCAUGAAGGAGAAGUUUUUAUCAACUUCAUGUUACUGAUUACUAAUAAAUGAUUUCUGUUGUUUUCCCAAUGGUACUCGUAUAUAUGGUCUGGGUAUGUGUUUUGCCUAGGAACUUUUCUUAUUCUAUGCGCUAGCUGCUAGCAAUUUAAUUAUCCAAAAAAAAAGAAGACAAAAAAAAAAAAGAGAGGACAACAUAUGAAAGAAAUUCUUUUGUACCCUGAUCAGGUGAACAAUCAGUGAUCUCUGACGCAUUUGUAAGCUUCCGUAGCUAGUGAAAAAAUAUUUGUUUUGGAGGUUGUCUCA
Messenger RNA from Morus notabilis, 2545 nucleotides. RefSeq lists its product as uncharacterized. The transcript is spliced from 5 exons. Bases 204 to 2279 code for a protein of 691 amino acids. The record is from RefSeq and is a predicted model, not a curated record. Lineage: Eukaryota; Viridiplantae; Streptophyta; Magnoliopsida; Rosales; Moraceae.